AUGUAUUUUACCUGGUAUUUUGUUAAUUUAUAUCUUUGUAGUCCAUAUAUGAAUCGAAGAGCUGCCAAAGGUGAAUCCUAUGAACCAACUCGAAUCGAACAUAUUGCAAAUGUUAUCACACAUGGUGUUGCGAUUGUGCCAAGCAUAUAUGGCAUGAAUUAUAUGAUUGCUACAUCUCAUCGAAAUCUUCAAUUUACUGUUUCUGUUGUAUAUGGUUUUUUCACCACGCUGUUGUUCAUUACUUCGACAGCCUACCACGUGUGUGAAUUGCUUUUUCGGCCAAAUCGCAAAAAACUCCGAUAUUAUUUGCAUAUUGUCGAUCGUGCGGCGAUAUAUUUCUUUAUUGCUGCAUCGUAUACUCCAUGGUUGGCUUUGCGACACAGUGGUUUUCCAGGAAUCACUAUGAAAUGGUCAAUCUGGCUUUUCGCAACAUUGGGAAUCGCAUAUCAAUAUGCAUUUCAUGAAAGAUUCAAAACAUUCGAAACUCUUUUGUAUAUCUUCAUUUCCUCUGCUCCUUCUAUCAUCGUUUUCAAUAUGAACGAUCGAAGUGGUUUGAUAUUUGUUGGUAUUGGUGGGAUAUUUUAUUUUAUUGGUGUCAUUUUUUUUAAACUUGAUGGUAUUAUUCCUUUUGCGCAUGCGAUAUGGCAUUUGCAUGUAGUAGCUGGCGCCGCAUUUCACUACUACGCUGUUUCAACAUAUUUAUUGGGACCAGAUCGCUUGAAUCCUGUUCCAGAAAUAGACGACUUAUGA
Messenger RNA from Dracunculus medinensis (Guinea worm), 750 nucleotides. The record is from the annotation of a GenBank genome assembly. NCBI's taxonomy places the organism in Eukaryota, Metazoa, Nematoda, Chromadorea, Rhabditida, Dracunculidae.